AUGGGUGGUAUUGGUCGCUCAGUUGCCACCUGGAUGGUGGAAAGAGGGGCUCGAUGCUUUGUCUUCCUGUCUCGCUCAGCUGGAAAAUCGGAACAUGAUCAACGGUUUGUUCGUGAACUUGAAGACCAAGGUUGCAAUGUGGUCUGCGUACCCGGUAGCGUCGCUGAGUUAGCAGAUGUGGAGAAAGCUAUCGCGCAAUGCUCUUUGCCCUUGAGCGGUGUUCUACAGAUGUCUGGAGUUCUACAAGACUCCACCUUUGGCGAAAUGACGCAUACGCAGUGGACAUCCUGUCUAGCAAGCAAAGUAAAAGGCACAUGGAACUUGCACAAAGCUACCCAGAAUGAGAAGCUGGACUUUUUGAUACUGUUCAUUUCAGUCUCAGCAACCGGGGGAAAUCCUGGACAGGCAAACUACGCAGCGGCGAACACGUUCCUUGAUUCCUUUCAUCAAUAUCGUCGGGGGCUAGGACUGCCUUGCGGUGUGAUUAAUCUUGGUCCUGUUGAGGACUUCGGUAUGCUCAGCCAUGACCAAGCCCUCCUGGAAAAGAUGCGCUCUGCGGGAGUUCGUCUGGUCAGCGAAAAGGAGCUCGUGGGAGGCCUGCAGAGAGCAAUUCAACAGGCUCAGGAACCCCAGUCUGUGAAAUGGAAUAUCAGCAGCUCGUGUAUCGUGGGCUUAGGAACCACGAGACCUCUUUCGGAUUCCAGUGUUCGCUGUCCAUGGGGCAGGGAUACCCGGUUUUCAAUCUUCGCCAACAUCGAUUCUACGGGAACUACGACGGGAGAUGAAAGCGCGGAUGAACUCAAGAUCCUUUUGCGGAAGGUUGAGCGGAAUCCUGCCCUUCUUGAUGAUCCGGAGUCAGAGCGCAUCAUCUGCCACGAACUGGCAAAAAAGAUCACACAACACAAGGCAGCCAAAGAGGACAUGGACGAAGAAGAAAUGAGAGCCAUCGUGAUUGAUUCCUUAAUGGCGAUCGAAAUUCGAGGCUGGGCUCGUCGUAACAUGGGGUUGGAAAUCAGCCUUGUGGAGAUCGGAAAGGCUGGCACUGUGGGUGGCUUAGCAGCGGCAGCCAUUGAAUAUCUCAAGGUAAAACAUGGUGUCACGACAGGUAGGACACAGGAAAAAGCUGGUGGUAGUGAGUGA
Penicillium canescens is the source of this 1140-nucleotide messenger RNA. Its product is annotated as beta-ketoacyl reductase. Lineage: Eukaryota; Fungi; Ascomycota; Eurotiomycetes; Eurotiales; Aspergillaceae. Gene Ontology annotation, biological process: secondary metabolite biosynthetic process; fatty acid biosynthetic process. Gene Ontology annotation, molecular function: fatty acid synthase activity. Bases 1 to 1140 code for a protein of 379 amino acids. The transcript is spliced from 2 exons. The record is from RefSeq and is a predicted model, not a curated record.